Messenger RNA from Perca flavescens (yellow perch), 1102 nucleotides. RefSeq names its product transmembrane protein 233. NCBI's taxonomy places the organism in Eukaryota, Metazoa, Chordata, Actinopteri, Perciformes, Percidae. The transcript has 4 exons. Gene Ontology annotation, cellular component: membrane. The record is from RefSeq and is a predicted model, not a curated record. The coding region runs from base 180 to 512 and encodes 110 amino acids.
CUCCCACCUCUCUCCUGCUCCCACUCUCCCCACAAACGUCACUAUUUUCAGCUUUGACAGAGGACUACAACCACCAGCAACAACAUAUCAGUCUUCUUAUCAACUUCUGGUUUCAAACAUUUUCUAGUUAAAAUUUGGACUUCAACUCAAGUUGGAUUUUUUUUGUCCUUUCAGGUGCAAUGGCUCUUGGAGUGCUUAAUUCGCAAGUUAAAAAUUCCCUGAGUGGGAGUGUAUUUUUCGACCGUGGUUCUAUAGAGGAAGAGGCACCUCCACCUCCACUCCGCAGCUACCUUUGUUUGACUAUUUUUACCUGCUUUUGUCCUGCAUACCCGGUCAACAUUGUUGCCCUGGUCUUCUCUAUCAUGUCUAGGAACAGCUAUGCUUCUGGUGACUAUGAUGGGUCGAGGCGGCUGGGCAGGAACGCUCUCUAUGUAGCUGUUGCCUCCAUCAUCAUCGGCCUCCUCAUCAUCGCUAUCUCCUGCAUCGUUCAUUUCACCACGAUGGAAUUUUAAUGUUGUGGAACGGAAGAGAGGGGGAGAAGAGAAAUAAGACAGUUGAACAGGAAACUGUGGAUGAUGCCAAUGAAAGGACUAUGACUCGCCUCAUGUUUACUUCAACGUGUACGUCACUUUCUCUCAUGUUUACCAUUCUUCAUAUGGACAAUCAAGGAUGAUACAACGUGGUGAAUGUGUUCAUUUCAGUUAACGUCAAUGAUGCUUUGAAUUAAAAAAAAAUUUACUACAAAUGUGUAGUGAAUCCAUGGUCCACAGCAAGGUUUUGUUAGGCUGUGACCCUGAAGACCCUGUUGUUUUUUGCUGAAAACAUUGCUAGAGAUAGAUGAUGACAGUAAAUGGUCUAUAACUUUAUCAAAAUACCCACUUUAUCCAUGACAAAACCAAAUGAUGUUACAGGUCCCGUGGCAUGAAAAUGUCACUUCAUGAGGUUUUUUAACAUUAAUAUUAUUAUUAUUAAUAUAGCACUUUCAUUUCUGCCAAUACUCUGAUGUUCUUAAGAUUUAUUAAAAAUCAGAGGUUUACUCCUCGACGCAGCGGGCCCAGGUUCGACUCCGACCUGCGGCCCUUCGCUGCAUGUCAUUCCCCCC